Paramecium sonneborni is the source of this 1403-nucleotide messenger RNA. Lineage: Eukaryota; Ciliophora; Oligohymenophorea; Peniculida; Parameciidae. The record is from the annotation of a GenBank genome assembly.
AUGACAUAAACUUCAAUAAUAAAUUUAAUAGAAAUUGGAAUGCAAUAAGAAAUAAUUGACACUCAAUCACAUAAGUUCGAUGAGGAUCAAAUAGAAAUCACAUGGAGUAUUUAAAAAGGUAUGAAAUAUUAAAUUGAUUACAGGUGUGCCAUAAAAUCAAGAUUAGAUAAAUCAAUAAUCUCCAUAUUAAAUAAUUAAUAUCGGGUAAAACGAGGAUCUUGGAUAUGGCCCUGGCGUUGGAGCUAGAGCAAUAUUUACAAAUAAAGAAGAAUUGAUUGUUUACUAAGAUUAAAAUAGUGGUUAAUAUUUAUAUUUUGAUCAAGCCGAAAAAUAAUGGUUUCCAUUCUAAUAAAAAGCAGAUGAAAUUAUAAAUAAAAUAAAAUAAUAAUAGAAUCAAAAUGAUGAAAAAGUAUUAAUCAUUAAGGUAAGUAAUCAUGAAAAUUUUAAUGAAUAUAAAGGAUAAAUUACAGAAAAAGAAUUAGCUUAGUAAUCUAAUAAUAUUAUGUAAAUUGAUGAUAUGUUCUAAAUGAUAACUGAAAACAUUUAAAAAAUUUUUGAUAAGACAAAUGCAGUGUAUUUAGAAAUUAAUUAAAAAGAAGCUAAAUUAAUGUUAACAUUGAAAACAUUUAUAGGAAGGAGAUAAAUUGAUAUUCCUAUAAAGGUUCCUCUUCCUUUAAUUGAAUAGAAUGAAGCAGACAAAAAAAAGAUUAAAAAAAUUUAAUAAAAUAAAAAAUUUGAUGAAAUUUAUAGUAAGAUAUCAAAAUUAGAAUAAUUACAAGAAUAAUAAAAAUAAUUAAAUUCUAAACUUGAUGAUAUCUAUAGUAAAAUAUAAAAAUUAGAAUAAAAUUAAAAAUUACAAUAAUUAGAAUUUUAAUUAUAGCAAUAAAAUUAAUAAUUUGCUCAAAUUUGGAAUAAAAUAUAAAAAUUAGAAAAAGAUCAAUAACCUAAAUAAUAUCAAAAAAUUAAUAAUUUAAGUCCGAGUUAUUUUGAUAAUAACAAUAUUUAUAAGUCUGAGAAGCUUAAAGGAUGUUAUGAAUUAGAAUUAACCAUAUAAGAUGAUGAAACAGAUUUCGCAUUAGGUAUUAUUUAAGAUGAUGACUUGAGUAAUUUACAAAAGAAAAGUAAAUCUUAUUUAUUAGCUUUACCAAAAGGUAUUUUAUUAAGAGGAGAGGAUGAAUGUGGAUAAAUGAUCUCUCAUAACCUCUAACUUGAGGAUAAAUUAAGUAUAAGGGUAGAUUCUGAUAAAUGUUAACUUUAAUUGGUUAUAAAUGAUCAUGCUUUACCUCCAAUCAAGAUUGGGAGUUCAAUGGAAGAAUUUUCAUUUAUUAUUAAGUGGCAGGGUGAUUAAUAAUUAGAAGAGUUUGCAUAAAUUUGAGAAAAUCUGAAUAUUUAUUAUACAGAUU